CGGAUGAUAAGUCCAUUAAGCACCGAUUUGGGCCAAUGUAUUUUCCGAUGGCAUUUUCGUAAUUUUUAGGGCGACAAAAGGCCAUUUUCUUUGGAUAUUGAAGGCUACAUAUCACAGAUUCGGGCUGAGGCUAUUCUUCAACGAUGAUCGAGUCUAUUAAGCACCGAUUUGGGCAUAUUUAUUCCAAGUCAAUUUUUGGCAUAUUCGAAAGGGUACCAUCACAGAUUUCGGGCGAUUUUUCCAAAAUGUCAUUUUCUUUCGAUUCUAGAGGCUGCAGAUCACGGAAUCCGUCCGAUGCUAUUCUCCACUGAUAAUGAAGUCUAUUGAUCCUAUUGUCCACGGAUGAUAAGCCCAUUAAGCACCGAUUUGGGCCAAUUUAUUUUCGGAUGGCAGUUUCGUAAUUUUUUGGGUGACGAAAGACCAUUUUUUUAUAUUGAAGGCUACAGAUCACGGAUUCGGCCUGAGCCUAUUCUUCAACGAUGAUUGAGUCCAUUAAGCACCGAUUUGGGCAAAUUUAUUCCGGGUCAAUUUUUGGCAGAUUCCAAAGGGGUACCAUCACAGAUUUUGGGCGAUUUUUCCGAAAUGCCAUCUUCUUUCGAUUCUGAAGGCUCCAGAUCACGAAAUCAGGCUGAGGCUAUUCUCCACCGAUAAUGAAGUCUAUUGAUCCUAUUCUCCACGGAUGAUAAGUUCAUUAAGCACCGAUUUGGGUCAAUUUAUUUUCGGAUGGCAUUUUCAUAAUUUUUUGGGCGACGAAAAGCCUUUUUCUUUGGAUAUUGAAGGAUACGGAUCACGGAUUCGGCCUGAGGCUAUUCUUUAAAGAUGGUUCAGUCCAUUAAGCACCUAUUUUGGUGGAUUUCUUCCAGGUCAAUUUUUGUCAGAUUCCAAAGGGGUACCAUCACAGAUUUCGGGUUUUCCGAAAUGUCAUUUUCUUUCGAUUCUGGAUGCUACAUAUCACGGAAUCAGGCCAAGGCUAUUCUCCACUGAUAAUGAAGUCUAUGUGUCCUAUUCUCCACGGAUGAUAAGUCCAUUAAGCACCGAUUUUGGCCAAUUUAUUUUCGGAUGGCGUUUUCGUAAUUUUUUGGCCGGCGAAAGGCCAUUUUCUUUGGAUAUUGAAGGCUACCGACCACCGAUUCAGCAUGAGCCUAUUCUUAAACGAUGAUUGAGUCCAUUAAAAAUCGGUAUGGGCAGAUUUAUUCCGGGUCAAUUUUUGGCAGAUUCCAAAGGGCGAUUUUUAGCAGAUUCCAAACUGCAUCACAGAAUUCGGGCAAUUUUUCCGAAAUGCCAUUUUCUUUCGAUUCUGGAGGCAACAGAUCACGGAAUCUGGCUGAGGCCAUUCUCCACCGAUAAUGAACUUUAUUGGUCUUAUUUUCCACGGAUGAUUGAGUCCAUUAAGCACCGAUUUUGGCAGAUUUAUUCCCGAUCAAUUUUUGGCAAAUUCCAAAGGGGUACCAUCACAGAUUCCGGGCGAUUUUUCCGAAAUGCCAUUUUCUUUCGAUAUUGGAGGCUACAAAUCACGAAAUUAGGCCGAGGCUAUUCUCCACCGAUAAUGAAGUCUAUUGGUCCUAUUCUCCACGGAUGAUAAGUCCAUUGAUUACCGAUUUGUGCCAAUUUAUUUUCAGUUGGCAUUUUCGUAAUUUUUUGGGCGAUGAAAGGUCUUUUUCUUUGGAUAUUGAAGGAUACGGAUCAUAGAUUAGGCCUGAGGCUAUUCUUCAACGAUGGUUCAUUCCAUUAAGCAGCGAUUUUUGUGGAUUUCUUCCAGGUCAAUUUUUGACAAAUUCCAAAGGGGUACUUACCAUCACAAAUUUCUGGCAAGUUUUCCGAAAUGUCAUUUUCUUUCGAUUCUAGAGGCUACAGAUCACGAAAUCUGGCCGAGUUUAUUCUCCACCGAUAAUGAAGUCAAUUGAUCCUAUUCUCCACGGAUGAUAAGUUCAUUAAGCCUCGAUUUGGGCUAAUUUAUUUUUGGAUGUCAUUUUCAUAAUUUUUUGGGCGACGAAAGGACAUUUUCUUUGGAUAUUAAGGUUACGGAUCACGGAUUCGGUCUGAGGCUAUUUUUCAACGAUGAUUGAGUCCAUUAAGCACCGAUUUGGGCGGAUUUAUUCCGGGUCAAUUUUUGGCAGGUUCCAAAGGGGUACCGUCAUAGAUUUCCUGCUAUUUGUCCGAAAUGAAAUUUUCUUUCGAUUCUGGAGGCUACAGAUCACGAAAUCUGGCCGAGGCUAUUCUCCACCAAUAAUGAAUUCUAUUGAUCCUAUUCCACGGAUGAUAAGUCCAUUAAGCACCGAUUUGGGCCAAUGUAUUUUCCGAUGGCAUUUUCGUAAUUUUUAGGGCGACAAAAGGCCAUUUUCUUUGGAUAUUGAAGGCUACAUAUCACAGAUUCGGGCUGAGGCUAUUCUUCAACGAUGAUCGAGUCUAUUAAGCACCGAUUUGGGCAUAUUUAUUCCAAGUCAAUUUUUGGCAUAUUCGAAAGGGUACCAUCACAGAUUUCGGGCGAUUUUUCCAAAAUGUCAUUUUCUUUCGAUUCUAGAGGCUGCAGAUCACGGAAUCCGUCCGAUGCUAUUCUCCACUGAUAAUGAAGUCUAUUGAUCCUAUUGUCCACGGAUGAUAAGCCCAUUAAGCACCGAUUUGGGCCAAUUUAUUUUCGGAUGGCAGUUUCGUAAUUUUUUGGGUGACGAAAGACCAUUUUUUUAUAUUGAAGGCUACAGAUCACGGAUUCGGCCUGAGCCUAUUCUUCAACGAUGAUUGAGUCCAUUAAGCACCGAUUUGGGCAAAUUUAUUCCGGGUCAAUUUUUGGCAGAUUCCAAAGGGGUACCAUCACAGAUUUUGGGCGAUUUUUCCGAAAUGCCAUCUUCUUUCGAUUCUGAAGGCUCCAGAUCACGAAAUCAGGCUGAGGCUAUUCUCCACCGAUAAUGAAGUCUAUUGAUCCUAUUCUCCACGGAUGAUAAGUUCAUUAAGCACCGAUUUGGGUCAAUUUAUUUUCGGAUGGCAUUUUCAUAAUUUUUUGGGCGACGAAAAGCCUUUUUCUUUGGAUAUUGAAGGAUACGGAUCACGGAUUCGGCCUGAGGCUAUUCUUUAAAGAUGGUUCAGUCCAUUAAGCACCUAUUUUGGUGGAUUUCUUCCAGGUCAAUUUUUGUCAGAUUCCAAAGGGGUACCAUCACAGAUUUCGGGUUUUCCGAAAUGUCAUUUUCUUUCGAUUCUGGAUGCUACAUAUCACGGAAUCAGGCCAAGGCUAUUCUCCACUGAUAAUGAAGUCUAUGUGUCCUAUUCUCCACGGAUGAUAAGUCCAUUAAGCACCGAUUUUGGCCAAUUUAUUUUCGGAUGGCGUUUUCGUAAUUUUUUGGCCGGCGAAAGGCCAUUUUCUUUGGAUAUUGAAGGCUACCGACCACCGAUUCAGCAUGAGCCUAUUCUUAAACGAUGAUUGAGUCCAUUAAAAAUCGGUAUGGGCAGAUUUAUUCCGGGUCAAUUUUUGGCAGAUUCCAAAGGGCGAUUUUUAGCAGAUUCCAAACUGCAUCACAGAAUUCGGGCAAUUUUUCCGAAAUGCCAUUUUCUUUCGAUUCUGGAGGCAACAGAUCACGGAAUCUGGCUGAGGCCAUUCUCCACCGAUAAUGAACUUUAUUGGUCUUAUUUUCCACGGAUGAUAAGUCCAUUAAGCACCAAUUUGGGCAAAUUUAUUUUCAGAUGGCAUUUUCGUAAUUUUUUGUGCGACGAAAUGGCAUUUUCUUUGGAUAUUGAAGGCUACAGACAACGGAUUCGGCCUAGGGUAUUCCAGGUGGAUUUUGGGAAGAUUUCAAAGCGGCACCAUCACAGAUUUCGGGUAAUUUUUCCGAAAUGUCAUUUUCUUUCGAUUCUGAAGGCUACAGAUCACGGAAUCAGGCCUAGGGUAUUCUCUACCGAUAAUGAAGUCUAUUGGUCCUAUUCUCCACGGAUGAUAAGUCCAUUAAGCACUGAUUUGGACGAAUUUCUUCCGGGUCAAUUUUCGAAUCGCCGGAAAUCGGUGAUGGUACCCCCUUUCGAAUCUGCCAAAAAUGGACCAGGAAUAAAUCCGCCUAAAUCGGUGCUUGAUGGACUUAAUCAUCGUUGAAAAAUAGCAAUAGGCCCAAUCCGUGAUAUGAUGCCUUCAAAAUCCAAAGAAAAUGGUCUUUCAAAAAAAUCACCCAAAAUAUUACGAAAAUGUCAUCCCAGAAUAAAUUGGCACAAUUCGGCGCUUAAUGGACUUAAUCAUCGGUGCGAAAUAUGAUCAAUAGACUUCAUUAUCGGUGGAGAAUAUUCUUAGGCUGAAUCCGUGAUCUGCAGUCUACAAAAUCGAAAGAAAAUGACAUUUCGGAAAAUUGCCUAAAAGCGAUGAUGAUACCCCUUUCGACUCUGCCAAAAAUGGACCCGGAAUAAAUUCACCCAAAUCGGUGCUUAAUGGAUUUAAUCAUCGUUGAAGAAUACCCGCAGGCCGAAUCUGGAUAUGUAGCCUUCAAAAUCUAAGUAAAAUGACAUUUCAAAAAGAAAUUGCCCAAAAUAUUAUAAAAAUGCCAUUAAAAACUAAUUUGGCCCAAUUUUGUUGGACUGAGUACUCUAUUAGUAUAAUAUUGUCUGUAUUUGGGUUCAAACACUCAAUAUUUUACCUUUGUGUAUCCUUUCCAAAAGAUCUCAUACAAAUAAAAUUAAAGAUGCCAUAUUGUCCGAGAAUUCACAGUAAAUUAGAGUUCAACAAAAUCGUCGUAGGACACCUCUACUGUUUAUAACACCCACUUUUAUCAUCCAUCGUACAUAUUUAGCUCGUCAUCAUCGACGGGGAGAAAAUUAAAGGCUUACGGUAGUUUUGUUUGUUCCAUUUCAACGAUUAACCAUAGCUGGCCGGACGUUAGUUGGUCGCUAAUUCCAAACGUAUAUGUAGACAACCAUUUUGGCUUUCAUAAUCAAUGGCGCGUAUAUAUACGUUUUUACAUAUAACGACCACUAAAUAAUCAAUUAUCUUAUAAAUAAUCGCUCAACAUAUCCUCUACCAAAAUCCUCCAAACCCAAAAAAACAAUCCAAAAUAAUACCAAAACCGAAAAGGAAACGAAAUUCCACAUCACAGUUGGAGAUCAGUUAGCUCCCAACCCCUAUAUAUAAUCACAAAAGAAUUCCCAAAAUUGGAUAAUUAAAAAAAACGGAAAUCACAAUUCACACACAGCAAAAAACCACGAAAAAAGAAAGAAAACAAUUCUCCGUCGCUAUAACUCCAUCGACCGUCACAAAAAACCCUCCUCUGCCUCUCCCCUGUUUUUUUUUUUCCCCACCGAGGGCUUUCUUUCUAAUUCACCCGUUUCCGAUCUCCGAUUUUCAUGGACUACAGAGAUGAGGCCGCCGAUUCUCCGACGAUCAAACACCGCCUGAUCUCCUCCUGCCUCCUCUCCCCCUUCCGCCGUCACAACCACCACCACCCCCUCUCCUCGCCUCGCCACCACCGCCACCCGUCCCUCACGCGCACCCCGUCCCGAGCGUGGGGAUCCAGGUCGCCCGUCCGCCGCCGCACCAGCGACGGAGAUUUAGCCUCAACCCCCGGGAGGGCCGCCGCGACGGUGGGGAAGGAGAAGUGCAUGCAGUUCAUCUCCCGGAUCGGCUGCGGCGUCGGGCAGGCGGGCGGAGGAGGGGGAGGAGGCGGAUGCGGCGGAGGAGGGGGGAAUCAUCACCGGCGGAGGCACUCGGUGGGCGGGGAUUUCCACUACGACGCGCUGAGCUACUCGCUGAAUUUCGACGACGGGAAUUUCGAUGAUGACGUCAGCGGGGAGCUUCCCUCGCGGGAUUUCUCGGCGCGGUUGCCUCAUUCGCCGCCGCCGCCCCCUGCUCGCAGAAACAGGGAGAUCCAAUGCAGUUUCUGAUCCAAUUGAAUUCAUUGUUUUCUUUCUUUCUUCUCAUCUUUCUUUGCAAUGUGUGGAAUUGAUUUGUGGGUUUGUUCGAUUUGUUCGAGAUCGAUGUUCGUGUUUAUCGGAUCGUGAUUUACUGUUAAUUAGUUUGAUUUGCAUGCAUGUAUAUCAUCAUUAGACAAAUUGAACGACGGAAGGUGUGUGAUCGGAGAGAUAUUGAUUGGUAGUGACGGAGGCAGAGAUCUGUAUCGAAACUACAAAUGCUUACCAAUUACAAAAAAAAAAAAAUCAAAUUUAUUACAAAAUCUACAUAUCGAAACUACAAAUGCUUAUCAAUUACCAAAAAAAAAAUUAAAUUUAUUACAAAAUUUACAUGUAAUCGAUUUUCUUCUGGCGAUGAGGGUGACCGCCGGCCGGUGGAGGAAGUGAUUGUUCAUCACGCCUUGGUAUAAUCGAGAUUUUGGGGUAUAGCUUAGGUUAGCUCGCAGAAUAGAAUUGACGUGUGGAGGAGUCAUGUUGAAGAGAAGGAUUUCUUGGUUCUAUAUCGAUGAGAACCAAGAAGCAAAGAAGGAACCAAAACCCUAACGCACCAAGAAACGGCAUACGUACCCCAAAAGACAGAUUAAGCAUUUCUUGUUCCGAAUCCAAAUCCCGAUCGACCUGAUCAAUGUUCAAAUAAUGUCUAAUGCUUAGCACGCCUAAGCAAACGUCUAAACUUUUAAGCAAAAAUAUCGGUUUUUAGUAGAAAUAAAAAUUGUAUGACAUAUGUUUUACUUUAUAUCAAUUUCAAACUAUUUAUAACUUAACUAACCUCAACAACAAGUAAAAUAAUUUUAUAAAGACAUGGGUUUAUAGAAGUCAUGGAUUGUUGCUUCUUUUGUGGUCAACGACGGUGAAGAGCAAGACAAAGGGUCAAGUUGACCAGAGCUGGAGAAGAACCGAAGACGUCGUGUGUUACGACUACUCCGUGGUCGACGACAUCGAGAACGUAGGGCAUACAGUCGAGUAAACUAGACCUAGAGAAUCCUUCCAUACCAAAACCGUUUUCGAUGAAUUUCACGCCCUUGAGAUAUUUUCCAGAAGUAAAGAAGCAAAGAAGAAAAUCAAACACCACUUGAGAUAUUUUCCAGAAGUAAAGAAGCAAAGCAGAAAAUCAAACACCACUUGAGAUACCUUCACCGAUUUGGCUCCUCAAUUGGACAGAACUCAGACGUAAGAAAUGACAUAGGUUAUAUGAGUUGGAAAACAAAGAGUUCAUCGGCUGCUGUAUGUUAGUAGUUUUCGAAUGGGCUACCAGACAGAUUGUAGAUGGUUCUAUGACCACUUAUUUAAAAUAAUAAACAUGAUGUUUUAUCGGACCAUUUAAAAAACCCCCAAAAUUAGUAAUUUAUUUCGCUUGAUUACCAUAGAAACUAGAGUGCAACGGUGACAUGUGUAUAAAAAUUACAUAUAAUGUAGGGAGAAAAAAAACAAAAAUAAAUUAUUAUAAUGCUAAAUCUUCAACAAUCACCACUUCUUUUCACUCAUCAAUAAGUGUGCCGCUAGACU
Messenger RNA from Linum trigynum, 7380 nucleotides. Lineage: Eukaryota; Viridiplantae; Streptophyta; Magnoliopsida; Malpighiales; Linaceae. The record is from the annotation of a GenBank genome assembly.